UUUCUCAACCGUCAAACGAAACGGAGGGUCGCGCGCGAUUUUUUAGUUUUUUCCGUCUAUCCGUCAACGGAAAAAUGGAAAAUAAAAUGUAGUUGAAACUUAAGAGUCAAAUAUUACAUCAAGACACUCGUACGUGGAAUACAAAAUUGUAUUUAAUAAAAUACGUAAUAUUUUUAACAACGAAAUUAUGAAAAUUUACAUUAGAAAAUAAGUUAAAGUGACCGACUUGCAACGAAAAGUUAUAAAGCUUAGUUUAGUUCAAGAAUUUACAGCAACAAUAACGAUUACAAAUACAACAAACGAGAGAAAAAACAAUGUGCAAAAACACAAACAAGUUUGUAUGAUCGUUGGAGUUUUGUUGGUUGAAAUACGAAAGAAGCCCAGCCAUUAACAACAUGGCCAGCAGCAAGACAAACGAAGAAAACAAAAAGUAGAAAAAUGUUAACAAAUACAAAUUGAAAAAGUUAUUAAAAGGCCAUAAACGAGUGUUGUUCUUUGUAAAAUGAAUAUAAAAUCAAAAUUUAAUGAUUGUGAUGCAAUGCAAAAUAGUUGCUGCUAACUUCUUUUUGGCCCAGUGUAGAUGAUUAAGGUAUUAAGGUGUUGUGUGGAAUACCUCUUGGAAAAAAAUAAAUAAAAUAACAAUAAGUGUGCUUAUUUCUAAUAAAAUGGUAUGAUUCAUAGCAAUUACCAUACAAUAAAGUAACUUCAAUUCGAAACAAAUUCCAUCAAGUGUUAGUUUUACCUGAUACCAAAAACAAAAAAAAAACGCCAAGAAAUUCUUAAAAGAUUAAAGAGGAUCAUCAUAAUCAUCUUGUUGAUUAUUAAACAAAAUUACCUUUUCUCUCUCCCAUUAAAUAAUAUGGUGAUCUCUUUCUGACAAGUGCGUGUGUGAGUUGUUUAACUUAAAAAUCUUCUUUUGGUCUUCAUACUCUCCAGCCCAAGAAGAGAUAACCACAAGUGUCCUUUAAGAAACACACAAAAAAAACGAAAAUAAAAACAACGCUCUAACGACCGACCGCGGCCUCGGCCAAGCAUUUUACCAACAACAAAGCAAUACAAACAACAACGCAGCAGCUAAGACCUAUCCGCAUUCUUUUGCUGGGGUUUUUGUAAAGAGCAACUAACAUCCCUGUGUUAUUAGUGUGUCAACGGAAAACAGUAACAAGAACAACAACAGCAAAAUACUACUGCAACAUACGAGUGAGGCAUACGAGAACUGUUAACAAUGCAGCUGGCGUUUAUACAGAAUACAAGCAACAACAACUACAACAAAGUCGCGUUUUUCCUCCCUCUGUGUUUUGUUUUGAGCAAUUGUAAGCAGCACCGGUGUGACGGGCCACUAGUGAAGUGUGAGUGAGUGAGUUAUGAAAAAACAACAACAACAACGCACGAGACGACACAAAACGAAAUUCCCGAUAACUACAGCACAUAUAGUCUCUCACACAAACUAAACAAAAUAAUUAUAGUAAGAAAAUUACGCUAAAAACGUAUACAAAACAUAGUAAAAACGCCAAAAAACACAAAAAGAAUAAAAUAAUUUAAAAUACCGCAGUAGCAACAAACGUGUUAAUAAUAACAAUAAAUCGAACGAACAAGUGUUUUGAGAGAGUGAUCAUUCCAUUUUUUCUAAAGAGAGAUUUCCAAGGCAUUAGCAAUAAGAAUUUUUCAUCAUGAAAGUCACCGUGUGUUUUGGCGACACUCGCAUCCUGGUGCCCUGUGGCGAUGGCAAUCUAUUGGUCAAGGAAUUAAUUCAUGAGGCAACAAGGCGUUAUAAAAAAGCAGCUGGAAAGGAUCCCGAUGCCUGGGUUUCAGUGCAUCAUUUACAAACACAAUGCGGCAUAUUGGAUCCCGACGACUGUGUACGCGAUGUAGCCGAUGAUCGUGAAUAUAUACAUGCCAGCUUUGAAGAUUCUGGACCGGAUCCAGGUGUACCACAGGGUGGUGGCGAUGGUGCCUCGGGCAGUUCUUCGGUGGGCACAGGAUCGCCGGAUAUCUUUCGGGAUCCCACCAAUACAGAUGCACCCACAAAUGGUGGUCACAUAGAUAAUUCGACACCUCAUAUUGAGGUGACAAGUACCACUUCGUGUCCUAUGACUGGCUUGGGCCUACAAGUGAGGCGCAGCAGUGAUCCCAAUAUACUGGCCUCCCUUAAGGCGGCAGAAAAUGGCAAUAAACGUUGGUCAGCAGCAGCACCCCAUUGUGGCGGGGAUUCUCCCGAGCGAAUACUAAUGGAGAAAUCCGGUUACUUACCACCCCAAUGGGAGGAAGAGGAUGAUGGGCAUCAUCAGGCCCAACAAGUGCCCCAGCAACAGCCUUUUGCCCGUUCCGGCCGUUUAUCUAUGCAAUUUUUGGGUGAUGGCACCGGCUACAAAUGGAUAGAGGCUGCCGAGAAAUUGCAACAAAAUUCACACCAUCAUCCACAGCAAACGCCGCAACACCAACAACACUCCCAGUCUCCGCAGGCACAAACGAAUUUCUUCACCAGCAAAUCCCUGCCCCGAGAGAGCACACGCAAGGAACCCUUGGGCCAGGCGUAUGAAUCCAUACGUGAAAAGGAUGGCGAAAUGCUCUUACUCAUCAAUGAGUAUGGCAGUCCUUUGGGCCUGACGGCCAUACCCGACAAUGAACAUGGUGGAGGUUUGCUUGUGCAACAUGUUGAGCCUGGCAGUCGCGCUGAGCGUGGCCGUUUGCGCAAGGGGGAUCGUAUACUGGAAAUCAAUGGCACUAAACUCAUAGGUCUAACCGAGCUUAAAGUUCAGGAGUAUUUGCGCAAAGCUUUGGAAGCUUCGGAACUUAGGGUGCGUGUAAUACGAGGCAAUGCCUCCUCGAAAGAAGCCAAAUAUCGUCGACGCGACUCCAAGGUGGCAGAAAUGAUAGAGGCCGAAGAGAAAAUGGCCACCGGCCUGGAGAGUAAGGUGGCCACAGUGUCGCCUACAAGAAAACCAAAUACAGCACCAGUGGGUGCCUCACUGCAAGUGGCCAAUACCCGAAAAUUGGGUAGAAAAAUUGAAAUUAUUCUUAAGAAGGGCCAAAAUGGUCUGGGAUUUACCAUAACCACACGCGAUAACCCGGCCGGGGGACAUUGUCCCAUUUACAUUAAAAAUAUUUUGCCUCGAGGAGCAGCAAUUGAAGAUGGUAGACUAAGACCUGGCGAUCGUUUGUUGGAAGUCGAUGGUAUACUGAUGACUGGAAAAACACAAACCGAUGUGGUGUCCAUAUUGAGAGCUACACAACCAGGAGCAACUGUUAGACUGAUGGUAUCCAGGCAACAUGAUUUGGCAGAGCCAGAGGAAAGGGAGAUUAAUUUUGAAAACAAGGAAAAUGAGUUUGAUUCUCCCCCCAAACCCCCAGCCCCAGUUCUACCAGCCUCCAUGCAAACCCCUCAACAUGAGGUCAAGAAAUCCCAAAGUGCCCGUUCCCUAUUCGAGCAACAUCAACAGCAGCAACAUCAUAAUCUCAAUGAAUCCCAACAUUUCAUUGAUGCCGGCAGUGAAUCGGCAGCUUCAAGUGAUAGCUUACAAGCUGGUGUUGCCUGGCGUUCCCGCGAAAUGCUUACCUUCCACAUACCCGUUCAUGAUACCGAAAAGGCUGGCCUUGGUGUUAGUGUCAAAGGCAAGACAAGUUCCAAUUUGACGGGCUCCUCAAAUGGCAGUUCCAAUGGAUCAAUGAAAAACGAUGGUGACUUGGGUAUUUUUGUAAAAAGUGUCAUACAUGGUGGUGCUGCAUCACGUGAUGGCCGUUUACGCAUGAAUGACCAACUGGUUAGCAUUAAUGGUGUUAGCCUACUUGGCCAGAGUAAUGCCGAGGCCAUGGAUACACUGAAACGUGCCAUUGUCAAUAAUCCGGGUAAACAUCCGGGAAUGAUUACCCUACAGGUUGCUCGAAAAAUAACUCGUUCCUCCAGUUCGGGUGAUAUACUGGAGCAUACCAACGAAAGCUCGAGUACCAGUGAGAAUAGUGGAGCCACUGUCAUCUAUUUGAGCCCGGAGAAGAGAAAUAGUGACAUCAAUCGUCAUAAUAAUGGUGCUUCGGCAACAAACGAUAUGAAUAGAUGGAGCAACCCCGUUUUAGAUCGCCUAACUGGUGGUGCUUGCUCUGGAAAUUCUACACAAAAAAGCCGUUCAAAUGCUGCUGGCCCCUCGGCUGUCACUGUCUUGAGUAGCAGUGGCAAAACUCCUGGAGGUGGUGGUGGUGCCAAUAGUGGUGUUCAUGCUCUACGCAAUGAGAGCUAUUAUAUGGCCACAAAUGAUACUUGGUCACCAGCCAUGCAUCACACACAGAAGCAUAUCAAUAAUUCGGUAUUGAUAGAACAUGAUCCGGAACCCAUAUCACCCACGUUACCCCAUCGCCCUAACGAAUCUUUAGCCUCCACCAUUACCAACAACACUUCGGGCUCAAAUGCCACCCCUCAACCAGGUGGUGGGCCGCAAAACUUUGAUGCCACCUAUUCAUCACAGCUAAGUCUCGAAACAAAUUCUGGAGUCGAACACUUUAGCCGUGAUGCCUUAGGUCGACGUUCCAUAUCGGAAAAACAUCAUGCGGCCCUGGAUGCCCGAGAAACGGGCACCUAUCAACGUAAUAAGAAAUUGCGUGAGGAACGAGAACGAAGAGUGGCUCAAACCAAAUCGGCUGUUUAUGGUUCUAUGGAAUCAUUAACAGCAAGAAUUGCUGAGGCCAAUGCCCGCAUACCAGGCUAUAAACAUGCCAAAACCAAUUCGGGCAUAGAACAGCAACAUAUGCAGGCGGAGUCUAGGGAUCAAGUGGGUGAUUUGGGACCAUCGCUGGGUCUGAAGAAAUCCUCAUCGCUGGAAUCUCUGCAGACCAUGGUGCAAGAGAUACAAAUGUCCGAUGAGCCUAGAGGAGGUCCCACCACCUUACGGGCCCCACGUGGUCGAGGGCGUGAAGAGAGUCUGAGGGCAGCGGUAUCCAGUGAUCAUGAUGUUAAGAAAGCCCGUCAAACUUGGCUUUUGGAAGAUGGCGACCCCUCUGAAGGUGGCUUUAAUCAACGCAAUGGUCCCUGCCAAUCAUCCCUUAAUGAUGGCAAACAAAAGUCCCGCGCCAAGAAGCCUGGCAUUUUGCGAGGCAUUGGCUAUAUGUUUCGUUUUGGCAAAAAUCGCAAAGAUGGUGUAGCGCCUGUGGAAAAUCAUCCUCCCGUGACCAAUAAUGCAGCAAAUGAAAGAACACCUGCCAAUAAUCAAAUACCAUCAGCUGCCUUGGCGGCUAUGGAGCGCAAUGCCAAAUUGGCACCACCAGCCUACCAACCUCCGCCGCCAUUGCCACCAGCCAAUGCCAAUGGCACAGGUGGGGCGCAUAGUGAUGCUAUGGCAGCUGCCAUGGCUGCUGGUAUCCAUCAAAACGAUAUCUUUAAUCAUCGCUAUCAACACUAUUCGAAUUAUGAAGAGUUACACAAUCAUCAUCAACAAAUUAGCGAUGAUAACUGCUCAAAUAGUGAUGUUUUAUCGGAAUCAACCUUAGAAUGCAUGCGACAACAAGUGCUUUGGCAACGUCUUAAAGUCGAAGCGGAAAGUCGACGUCAUCAACAUUAUCACUCUCAACGCAGCGCGCGCUCGCAGGACAUCAAUAUGCAACAAUAUGCGCAUAGCAAUCAUAAUCACAACCACCCCAUGAAUCACCAUGCCAGCAAUAAUGGCAAGACACCCAGUUUGCGUUCUUCAAAUCCCAACUAUUACGAUUAUGAGACGGCACAACAUAAUUUAAGUCAAACAUCGACGGCGAAUGGCAAUACAUCACUCAAUGGUAGUUUUCAACAUCGCACGGGAAGCAUAAAACAACAUAAUAAUGGUCAUAUAACGGUCAAUGCUGCGCAGCAACAACAUUCCCAACACUCGCCGGCUCCAUCCAAUGGUACACAGGCGCAGGCUCAUUGGAAGACAGCAGCCAUGAAUGGCUUUUCGCCGGCCUCCCUCAACAGCAGUGCUCGCUCGCGAGGCCCCUUUGUGACCCAUGUGACUUUGGGCCCCUCAUCGAAUAGCAAUAACAUAGCUGCCGGGCAGCAACAGCCAACAUAUCAAACGGUUCAAAAGCAUCAUCAUAAUCUGCAGCAUCAACAGCAGCAACAGCAGCAGCAGCAACAACAUGGCCAUAGCUCCCAAUAUGCAAGUGUGGGCGGUGGCCUGGCUGGUCCCCAGCAGCACACAACGGCCACCGCAUCAAAAGUGUGACUAUAGGCAAACGUUCUUCGCCAGUGUCUGGGCGAAGACGUUGUGGUACGUGGUAUAAGCAGCAAAACGAAAAUAACAACCUCUACUUCAUCAACGAGCAAAAGUAAAAUGAAAACAGCAAUUCCUUGUACCUCAGCAGAGGCAGCAGCAUUAGCGGUGGGGGGAUGUGCUGGAGCAAAAGGUAGGGAGAACACUGAACAAGUUGAGAAAAAAGAACAAUUCAAGGAUUUGCCUGGAGGCCAAACAACGCCCAUAACGUCUAGAGAGGGAAACGGUGACGAUGACGAAGAGGAUGAGGAUAUAGUGGAAAUUUUCUAUUUUGCCACCGAAUGUUGAAAACUUUGUAUAACACUCUCUCACCUUAUUCUCUCUCGCUCUCUCUCUCUCUCACACUCUCUGAGUCUCGUAUGAGAACAACGAAACCCCUAAGGGAGGUAUGGGUAAAAGGAUCAAAUGUUUAAGUUAAAAAUGUUUUGUGGUGAGAUUGUUUUAUUUUCUUAAUUAU
This is a messenger RNA of Stomoxys calcitrans (stable fly), 6687 nucleotides long. It is a transcript of the gene baz, whose product is annotated as partitioning defective 3 homolog. Gene Ontology annotation, molecular function: phosphatidylinositol binding; protein binding. Lineage: Eukaryota; Metazoa; Arthropoda; Insecta; Diptera; Muscidae. Gene Ontology annotation, cellular component: apical junction complex; cell cortex; adherens junction. Gene Ontology annotation, biological process: microtubule cytoskeleton organization; establishment of centrosome localization; establishment of cell polarity. The record is from RefSeq and is a predicted model, not a curated record. The transcript is spliced from 9 exons. The coding region runs from base 1671 to 6182 and encodes 1503 amino acids.